Entelurus aequoreus (snake pipefish) is the source of this 9379-nucleotide messenger RNA. RefSeq names its product HECT, C2 and WW domain containing E3 ubiquitin protein ligase 2b (gene hecw2b). The transcript has 32 exons. Gene Ontology annotation, molecular function: protein binding; ubiquitin-protein transferase activity. Lineage: Eukaryota; Metazoa; Chordata; Actinopteri; Syngnathiformes; Syngnathidae. Gene Ontology annotation, biological process: regulation of dendrite morphogenesis. The record is from RefSeq and is a predicted model, not a curated record. Bases 1106 to 5638 code for a protein of 1510 amino acids.
UCGACCAGAACGUACUCGUAACAAAGCCCAGUCCAAUUGAGAGUUCUUGAGCAGGUUUGUGAUGAGUCUGCGGCGGGCUUUGAUUCCACACAGCCAGCCGGGAGCAGUGCAGCGGAAACGGGGGAGGCGGAUGUGGCGAGGCCCGGCCCCGAUAAAUAAGACAUGAUCCAGGCUGGCUGCACCGCGGCGAGAUGGAGAGGACCUGCCAUGAUGACUCCCAUUGUAAUCUGGUACCUUUUUUAAAGGUUUUGUAAAAGGAGAAACGAUUCGAAAUUUUUUUUAGUGGACCGACGAUCACAUCACCGAGGGGACGCCAAGCCGCGCCCGGCCGUCGGCGCGCUGAGACACGGCUUGGAAGCGGCUGACAGGUCGCUGGGCUGUGGGGCUGCCUGGAGCUCCGGCGGCCAUGAUUGAGCGACUCCUGCGGGGACUAUUUUGUCAUGCGGAUUGGCCUUAAAGUCUCCCCUGGCAAAGAUGAGGAGAUGCUGCUCCGUUGUUGGUUUAAGUAAAGUCUGAAUGUCAUUAAAACAUCUAUUGACACUUCUUCCACUGCCGUCCUUGCACGCUACACCACUACAACAAAGAUGACGGGUAGAAGACGCUGCCGAAGGUGUGCAUCGUCCCACCACAUCUUACCCCUCUGAAGUGGCGACUGAUGGUCUCCACUGACCCCUUCUCUCUACUCAUGUGCGAGGCCACCCUUCAUUGUCAAGACGGUCAGAAGCCUGCUAGGAGGAGCGCUUAGUGACGUCGCUUGACAAGCCUGCUGUGAUUAAGGACGUGGAAUGUUCUUAAGUGUAGACGCCAAAGAAAUGUGCGUCAACCCCAUCCUGAACUGAAAGAAGUGCCUUGGACAGAACUUCCCAUUCCACGAUCCCGUCUCUAUUUUCAUCUGUUUUAUCUAUUUUUAUAACUUUCUUAUCCACUCGCCACCAUUCGGCCCUCCCUUGCAACAGCAGUCCUCCGCCCCCGCACCAAAUCAUCUGCUCCUUCUCCUCACUACCUCCAUCAUCACUGCCGCCAUCCUCACCCUCAUCAGCAGCGUCCCUCUUCUUCUCCUCGCUUCUCUCCCCCUGUACUCCCGCCUUCUGAUGCAGUGGUAGCCAUGGCAACAGCUGCCGCCGCCUCCUCUUCAUCUUCCCCCCCGCCAUCCUCACCAGGAGCCAACAGUAGCGCCCGGGAACACUUGAUGGCGGUGCGGCGUCGUAACCCGUACGGACGCCCGUACACGAUUGGCCCAGACAACCUCAGAGGCCUUUCAUCGCAUGGUUCCAUCGAAUCUCCUCCCUCCGUGUCACCGGGCCAGACGGAAAUGGCAGCCGUGGGGCUACAGCGGGCCAACAGUGACACAGACCUUGUGACAUCAGACAGCCGCUCCUCGCUAACAGCUUCGACGUACCAGCUUGCGCUGGGCCAUGGCCACCUCAUCAUCUCAUGGGACAUCAAGGAGGAAGUGGACGCCACCGACUGGAUCGGCUUGUACCACAUUGACGAGACAUGUGUAGCCAACGUGUGGGACUCCAAGAACCGCGGAGUGAACGGCACCCAGCGGGGCCAGAUCGUGUGGAGACUGGAGGCGGGGCCUUACUUCAUGGAGCCCGAGACCAAGAUAUGCUUCAAAUAUUAUCAUGGUGUGAGCGGAGCACUAAGAGCGACAACACCCUGCAUCACAGUCAAGAACCCUGGAGUGACGGUGGGAAGUGACGGUCAUGCUGAGGGCCAGUCAGGGUCAGAGCUCAGUCGCAAAUUGGUCAGCUUCACCUUAUCAGACAUCCGAGCAGUGGGCCUGAAAAAAGGCAUGUUUUUCAACCCUGACCCUUACCUGAAGAUGUCCGUUCAGCCUGGGAAAAGGGGUGGCCUCCCCAAGUUUACACACCACGGCCAGGAGAGGAGAUCCUCCAUCAUUGCCAACACCACCAACCCUGUGUGGCACGGAGAGAAAUACACCUUCGUGGCACUGAUGAGCGACGUAAUGGAGAUUGAGGUGAAAGAUAAGUUUGCCAAGAGCCGACCAAUUAUCAAGCGCUUUCUGGGCCAGCUGAUCGUGCCCGUGCAGAGACUUCUGGAAGGUCCCACAGCCGACCAACACCCAGUCAGCUACAGUCUGUGUCGCCGCCUUCCUACAGAUCACGUUAGCGGGCAGCUGCAGUUUCGGGUGGACGUCACUUCCAUUGGACAUGAAGCCUCUCCAGAGUUAACAGGAACCAUCUUGGCCAAUGCUGUAAAUGGUGACCCCGGUAGUCCCUCUGACGACGAAGACCUUCUGCACUCCUCAUCCACCCGCGCCGCCCAUGGAGCCUCGCCCACAGGCUCAGAGGAAGGCUCCCUGUUGGUCAACGGAACUUGUUACUACGGCAACAGCAGCGCUUGGCAGGAAGGCAACAUCCUGGCAGCCCAAACUAGCCACACCCACCGGCAGGUGUCCCUCAACGACUACUUGGAUGCUGUUGAGGCCUCUGGGGGCCCCAUGGAGCGACCUCCGACAGGGCCCAGGCUCCGCUCCAGCUUUCCUACAGACACGCGGUUGAACGCAAUGCUUCACAUAGACUCUGACGAGGACGAAGAGAGCACGGGACAGCGAGGUGACUUAUCCCAGGAGACAAAGCCACAGUGGACUACAGAUGUUGCCUCUUCUGUGGCAUCAUCCGAGCUUCUACAAGGGAGCGAGGUCUCCGAAUCUAGACCCGUGUCGUCAGCAGAAGCAGGUUAUUCUGUCAGUGAGUUGGUCGGUGCCGAAGGAGAACAAACUGAAGAGGAGCCAUGGACCAGCAGCAACGCAGACGCAGUUGGAGCAUCGGUGCAUGUUGGUGAAGAACCUGGAGCCAAUGGUUCUCCUCAGACAGAGCAGCUGGAGUCUUCGGGCGGUUGUGCAUGCAGCGAGCACAGUACAAGGAUGAGCCAAGACGUGGCUUGCAAUUUGCCGUUCAGCAGUGGCCCGCUUUCACCCAUUCAGGAAGUGGAGACAAGGACAGAAGUGGCUCCUCGGGCAGAAGAGGAAGCCGCAGAAUUAUCAAGCAGCAACAGCCUGGCCAAUUCUGCUCUGACCAUCGCGAGCGACAAUGGGACAUCUGCUGCCACUGCAGGGGCUGUCAGUGAGGAUAUGCAAGGUGAGCCGGGACAGGAGGAGGAGGAGGAAGGUGGUGAGGUGUGGAAGAGACGCUCCCUGCGGGCCGCUGAAGGUGCCUGCAGGGCCCAAGAGGGUCUGAGCGGGACAAUGCCAGAGAGACAGACGGGAGCCACAGCUCAGGUCAACGGCCACAUGUCUGUUCACUCACUGCCGUCUGUACGCCAUGACAUCAGCCGUUACCAGAGAGUGGAUGAGCCCCUCCCGCCAAACUGGGAGGCCCGCAUCGACAGCCACGGUCGGAUCUUUUACGUGGAUCACGUCAACAGAACCACAACCUGGCAACGACCCACAGCCCCGGCCGGCCCGCAGACCCUCCAGAGGUCCAAUUCAAUCCAGCAGAUGGAACAACUGAACCGCAGGUAUCAGAGCAUCCGUAGGACGAUCACCAAUGACGGCAGAGCUGAAGAAGCGUCGGCCAAUGAGCAGCCAGCAGACGAGAGCGAUAGUCUCCCCUCUUUUCCAGAGCUGCGUCGAGAUGGUGGCGCCACCCAGUCAAGUUCUCGGUCGCGCCUUUACCUGCUUCUCCAGUCUCCCAGCGCCAGGUUUCUCACCAGCCCGGACUUCUUCACUGUGCUGCAUUCUAACCCUAGUGCCUACCGCAUGUUCACCGCCAACACGUGUUUGAAGCACAUGAUCACUAAGGUCCGGCGGGACGCACACCACUUUGAGCGCUACCAGCACAACCGAGACCUGGUAGCCUUCCUCAACUUAUUUGCCAACAAACAGCUGGAGCUGCCUCGAGGCUGGGAGAUGAAGCAUGACCACGCUGCUAAGCCUUUCUUCGUGGACCACAACAGCCGAGCAACCACCUUCAUCGACCCUCGGCUGCCCCUGCAGAGUUCUCCGCCCCCAAGCCUUUUGGCUCACCGGCAGCACCUCACCCGCCAACGCAGCCACAGCGCUGGUGAGGUGAGCCCGCGACGCCUGGUGAGCGAAGAGUCCCGUCACGCUGGGCCAACCGUCCCUCCGAGGCCCUCCAGCACUUUUGCAUCUUCCAGUAGGGGGCAGGCUCAAGACGUCGUGCCAGUGGCAUACAAUGACAAGAUUGUGGCGUUUCUGAGACAACCCAACAUAUUUGAGACGUUACAGGAGAGGCAGCCAGAUUUCCACCGGAACCAUUCACUUAGGGACAAGGUCCAGCUGAUCCGCACGGAAGGAGCAUCGGGAUUGGCACGUCUGUCGGGAGACGCCGACGUGGUUAUAUUGCUCAGUUUGUUUGAGGACGAAGUCAUGUCUUACGUGCCUCCCCACGCCUUACUGCACCCCAGCUACUGCCAGUCCCCUCGCGGCUCUCCCGUGUCCUCCCCGCAAAACUCACCUGGUACUCAGAGAGCAAACGCCAGAGCUCCAGCGCCCUACAAGAGAGACUUUGAGGCCAAACUGCGCAAUUUCUACAGAAAGCUGGAGACCAAAGGCUACGGCCAAGGACCAGGGAAGUUAAAGUUGAUCAUUCGCCGCGACCACCUGCUAGAGGACGCCUUCAAUCAGAUCACGUGCUACUCCCGCAAAGACCUGCAGCGCAGCAAGCUGUACGUCAGCUUUGUGGGCGAGGAAGGAUUGGACUAUAGUGGACCUUCCAGAGAGUUCUUCUUCCUGGUCUCCAGAGAACUGUUCAAUCCUUACUAUGGUCUGUUUGAAUAUUCUGCCAACGACACGUACACGGUCCAAAUCAGUCCCAUGUCGUCCUUUGUGGACAAUCACCAUGAGUGGUUCAGGUUUAGCGGUCGCAUCUUGGGUUUGGCUCUGAUCCAUCAGUACCUUCUGGACGCCUUCUUUACCAGACCCUUUUACAAAGGCUUACUGCGCAUUCUGUGUGAGCUGAGCGACCUGGAGUAUCUGGAUGAGGAGUUUCAUCAGUCCCUUCAGUGGAUGAAGGAUAACGACAUCGAGGAGAUGCUGGACCUCACCUUCACCGUCAAUGAAGAAGUUUUUGGACAGAUAACGGAGCGAGAGCUGAAGGCCGGCGGCGCCAACAUCCCUGUGACGGAGAAGAACAAGAAGGAAUACAUCGAGCGGAUGGUGAAGUGGAGGAUUGAACGCGGCGUGGUGCAGCAGACAGAAAGCUUGGUCAGAGGCUUUUACGAGGUUGUGGACGCACGCUCGGUGUCUGUGUUCGAUGCCAGGGAGCUGGAGCUGGUGAUGGCGGGGACGGCAGAGAUUGACUUGUCCGACUGGCGGAACAACACAGAAUAUAGAGGAGGUUACCAUGACAACCAUAUCGUCAUAAGAUGGUUCUGGGCAGCGGUUGAGAGAUUUAACAAUGAGCAAAGACUUCGCCUUUUGCAGUUUGUGACUGGGACAUCCAGUAUUCCCUACGAGGGCUUUGCGUCUCUGAGGGGAAGCAAUGGACCUCGGCGCUUCUGUGUGGAAAAGUGGGGCAAGGUGACGUCCCUGCCCAGAGCUCACACCUGUUUCAACCGUUUGGACCUGCCCCCCUACCCGUCCUUCUCGGUGCUGUACGAGAAGAUGCAGACGGCCGUGGAAGAAACCAGCACUUUUGGACUGGAGUGAGUGGCCCGCACGGAACCUGAAGGGACCUCCUGAAGUGUCCCAGAACAAUCAGACUUUGGAGGCAAGGAGCUUGCAUUUGUUGUCGGAUUUGUAGAACCAUGUGGCCUUGCAGACCACAAUCAGGGAGCGUGAUUAAGACACACCAGACUGGAUUCAGUCUCCAAAAAGGACCUCAGAGGAGCUCGGUCGUCAUGACUGCACUUGUGGGGCGAUUCUGUGAACUUUGUUUUGGUUUCUAAAAAAAAAAAAAAACAUUUCAAAUGCACAAGAAGAAUCAAUUUUUUUGGGAAUGUAAUUAUUUUUUACCAUGUACAAUAUUUUUUAUCUGUUGUGAAUCAUGGAAUUGCUGCUUCGUUUGAUAACAGAUGCGACAGUCCAGGCUUGUACGGGUUCUCAUCGUCAACUUUUCAAUCUUGCAAGGAUUAUUUGUCAUCAUUUGUGGUGAGCUAACAUUUGUUAUCAAAGCCAGCAGUUGGCAUAAAAACAGUAGGGGUGUAACGGAAGGCAUCCGUCACGGUUUGGUACGUUGCUCGGAUUUUAAGGUCAUAGCUCAUGUUGGGUACAGUAAGGGAACAAAACGCAGAACAUAAACUGCUUACUGUAGCUUUUGGGUGAAUUGGUUCGUCCACCAAUAAGAGGCGUAUUAAUAGUGUUAGGCCCAAUCCCAAUACUCACCCACUUCCACUAGCCCCCCAAAGGAAUUAAAAAGGGGUAGAGCUUUGUAAUAUUCCUUAGGAAUUGGGACACCACUUGCUACAUCGCUGCAUCACAUCAUACAUACGUCCCACCUAGAGUUUCCAUAUAUAUUUUGGUAGCAAAAUGUAUGUUAUUUCAAUACUUUUUGAUAAUUUUCAAAAUAAAGGUCAUUAUUGGCCUUAUUUUAACAGGACAUUUAUGAUAAAACCUAUGAUCAAACAUAUAUUUCUUAUUGCACCCAUAUUAGAAUGAACCUCUAAAGGCCUUCGUGGCCACAUGUGGACAGCAACUUUUAGCUCUUAUUUCCAAAAUUGUGUACACUACUGAAUUGGGGUCUUAUGGCCGCUUAUGUGGACACUUAUGCUGCCACCUGGUGGGGUCAGAAGAGUAUAACAUACAAUGGAAUUUAGAAAAAAAAAGUGUAAAAAUAAGAAUUAGCAUGUCACUAAACAUGAAGUACACGUUUGUUACUUAUGUACUAAGUACAUCAUAAAAAGAUGAUUCUUAGUUUUUUAUUCUAAUUAGGGUCCAAUAAGCCCAAAUAGCAAAGAGAAAUAAAAAAAAAAAACCCAUGUAAACACAGCAUUAAACAGAUGGACUUUUUCUAUUGCACUCAAACGACAGUUUACAAUUAUUUUACAUAUUAGAUAAAGCCUGCCAUAAUCUAGAAUUAGGUUGGAAUAGAAUACAAAGCUUUAUUGACAUUGUAUUACCGGUAAGUGCUUCAUGAUUUAUGGUUGCCAAUAUUGAGCUGUGCUUUAAGACAUACAAUAAUUAGUAAACACUGAAAACCAGGCUAAAAGUAUACAGACAAGACAAGUAUCAGGUAAAACACACAUUGUAACAGACAAAACGUGGGAAUUUGUUACGAAAUUCAGUCAAUUCACUUGUAUUAUUUUACAUUUAGUAUCAAAAACUACAGGUGUUUUCCAAAGGCAGUAGUACCUUUCUCAAUUCAUUAGUACCACAGUACUUUAUGAGUAGCAGUGUACUUGUACAACCUAGUCCAGGCCUGGGCAAAUUAAGCGGCCCGUUAAGCUUUUCAAUCUGGCCCGCUGGACAUUCCCAAAUAAUUUUUUUAGAUUUUUAAGAUGGAAAGUGUAGCUGCCAUUAUGAUGUGCAGUGAUGUUUUCUAAUUACCAUAAGUCUUGAACUAUACAAAGUAUUUCAAAGGUUGGAAUCUGCGCUUAUGGAUGAUAUAUCAGUUACUAUGGUAAUCUAAUUAGUUACUAUGGUCAUCUAAUUAGUUACUAUGGUAAUCUACGUCACAGCAGCUCAGACGAGGCACCAAGCAGUGUGGGCGGGAAGCGUUUCUACAGAGGCGGAAGGAGCUUUUCACAACAAAGUUCUAAAGCUUAGUGAUAUAUCACAUUGUAGGUGGGUUUAUUUUGUACCCUUCGCGUUCAUAUUUCACUGUUUGUUGCAUUUUUGUUGCGUUUCACCUGAUUGUAAAAUAUGUCAAUCGAAAGGGGCUGUGACAUUCAUAUUUUGUCAAUAUUCAAUGUUUUAUUGUUCAUAGAAAAAUGUAAAUUCCAUUACGUUUUUUAAGGCAGUCUGUCGCAUUCAAUCAGACAUUAUUGUGAAGUUUUGUAUUAGUGUCCCUAAAAAUAGAUAUACCGGCUCCCAGACACAUUUUUUUCUCUAAAUGUGGUCCCCGAGUCAAAAUAAUUGCCCAGGCCUGUUCUAGUCCCACCAUGACACAACAAAUCGGGCAGCAAUGGAGUUAACGACUGAUAUCGUUGUUGUUGGUUUUUUGCUAAUUCAUCAUGCUUCGGUUGAUGAAUAAACAAAGAACAACUUGUGAACAUUUUGAAGGUAUGUAAUGUUAAUGUUUUCACAUUCGCAAGCUUUAAAGUUUUUGUAUUUAAGUGUUAGUAUUUAUUUUAACCUAAUGUUAGCUAGCAUGGCUAUCUGGCUAACAUUACACACUAUCGUUCCAAACUAACAUGUAAUAUAUUAUGUAACACAUUCGCAAGCUUUAAAAGUUUGAGUAUUUAAGUAUUAUUUAGUAUUGUAGACUAACGUUAGCUAGCAUGGCUAUAUGGCUAACAUUUAGUAUAAGUAUUAUUUAGUAUUGUAGACUAACGUUAGCUAGCAUGGCUAUCUGGCUAACAUCACAAACUUAACGGUCCAAACUAGCAUGUAAUAAAUUAUAUAACUUAUGCAGAAAAUGUGCAAGUCAGCAUCUGAAAUGGCUCACUCUGAAGGACUAGAUUCAUACUCCCUACUCGUUAUGCCCACUACCCAAAGAGUCAUUGAGACACCACUACUUUCACGGGAAAGCACAACUUUAGGAAUAGGCCUAAAAAAGUAGGCCGAGGCGUGUAUUGGGACUGGGCCUCAAUAGCUUUAGAAAGUAAGUGUUUGAAGUGUUAAUGCUUAUUUAGUUAGUAGUAAAGUUUAUUAGUGAAGCACAGCAUUACAAGUUCUAGCUUGUAGUCCAUUUUCCUCGUCUCGACUGAACAAUGGCGGCACUCUUAUCCACUUGUUUUGUUUACGUAUUUCACUGUUAAAAGUCAAGUGUUCCCAAACAACGGAAGAUCAUUUCGAAGCUGGAACUUCUCCUCGGCACUUAUCCCUUGAAAUGACUUCCUGUCCCUCACUUUUGGUGUGUACUCAGUCCUCCUGAACCGUACAGGAGAAUAGGAAUAGAAUGUACCGUUACACCCCUCCUACCAUCAUCCACUCAAAUAUACAGUAAAUGCAAAUUUGACAUAAGUCAUGAUGAAGCUGAAGAAAAUGUAUAUUUCUUUCAUUUGUGCAUCAUUUAAGUGGAUCCAAUUUAAGGGUCCUUGUGUUGCUCUUAUCCCGACUACACAGCAAUGUUUUUUCACUUUGUGUUUUUUGCCUGCGAAUGACUGAUUGUACAGUUGUCACUUGGUUGUUGUUCCCUCAAUGAACACACUGCCUUUCCUCUGUCCGUACGAGCAGAGAGAACCAAAGUUUGGGGCAAGGCUGACCCUGUCUUUGUGUACACCGGACCUCACUUUUGCAUAAGAAUGUUGGCAGCACUGUACUGAAAUAAAGUUCCAUCUCUGUCUCUAC